CAGGCACAGUUUUCGUCUUGAUACCACCACAGCUCCAUAAUGAAAGUUCUAUAACUAUCCUAGUUGACCUAACACCUUUGAUCGCGUUUGGAAGAGUCUCUUGGCCUGAAUUAAAGUGCUUUGGAGUAACUUCUGAGUCCCAGCAACAUGAGUGAAGAAUCUCAUAGAAGUCUCCUACGUGACAGCCUGCUUGAACUCAGAUGCCACUUUACCUGGGAGUUGGUUAUAAAAGAUGCUUACAUGCAUGAUUUGGAAGUAAAACUCUCAGAGACUGAGUUCCUUGAUACCAGCUAUAGCAUCGGGAUGCACAACCUCCAGGCCUACCUGAGGCACCUGAAAGGCCAACAGGAGGAAGCCCUGCAGAGCUUGAAAGAAGCUGAAGCCUUGAUCCAGAGAGAACAGUUGGGCAAGAGAAGCCUGGUGACCUGGGGCAACUGUGCCUGGGUGCAUUACCACAGGGGCAGCUUGGAUGAAGCCCAGAUCUACCUGGACAAGGUGGAGAAGGUUUGCAAGGAAUUUGCAAGUCCCUUCUGCUACAGGAUAAAGUGUGCUGAGAUGGACUGUGAGGAAGGCUGGGCCUUGCUGAAGUGUGGAGGAAAAAAUUAUAAACGAGCCCUGGCCUGCUUUGCAAAGGCUCUGAAAGAGGAGCCUGACAACCCUGAGUUCAACACUGGUUAUGCAGUCGUAGCCUAUAACUUGGAUAAAUAUGUUGGAACUUCUCUGGAACCUCUAAGGAAGGCUGUGAGGUUAAGUCCAGAAGAUCCACACACUAAAGUUUUCCUUGCCCUAAAGCUUCAGGAUUUAGGCAAAACUGAUGAAGCAGAAAAACACAUUAAAGACACUCUGCCCAGAAUAUCCCCCCAGAACAAUAUCUUUGGAUAUGUAGCCAAAUUUUACCGAAGGAAAGGUUUUGUGGAAGAAGCUCUCAAGUUUCUUGAAAGAGCCUUGGAGACAAAUCCUUUCUCCACCUACUUGCAUUUCCAGAUUGGUCUUUGCCAUAAGACACAACUGUUUCAAAUAAAGAAAGCUGCAAAUAUGCAACCCAGAGGGAAAGAUAGAGAAAGAGCAGACCAAUCCAUUCGUUUGGCUAUAUAUAUAUAUUAUUUUGAAAAGACUUUAGAACUAAAACCCACAUAUGAGAUAGCUUAUGUUAAUCUGGCCGAAAUGUACUCAGAGAUUGGUCAACGUGAAGAGGCAGAGGAAAUAUUUCAGAAAGUUUUGCCCAUGAGUGACUUGGAAGAGCAUAUGCAGCAAGAGAUCCAUUUACGCUAUGGCCUCUUCCAACAAUUUCAUAUCAAAUCAGAAGAGAGAGCCAUCACCCAUUACUUAAAAGGCUUGAAAAUAGAGGCAACUUCUCACUUCAGGGGAAGACUUCUCAAUGCUUUGGAGACACUGGCUACUAAACAGAUUCGCCAGAAUGUUCAUGUCCUGGAAAGCUUGAGCCUCCUUGGGUUUGUCUACAGACUGAAAGGGGACACAAGUAAAGCGUUGUCAUACUACGAGAAAGUCCUGAGGCUCACAGGAGAAAUUAACCCUGAGUUUUGAGGUACGGGUCAUUAAGUGGCUUAUUAAGUGUCAGCAUGACUCCAUAUCCUAUCAUUCUUUUGUAGCUAUGGCCUUAAAUAUGUAGAACCCAAUGAACCAAGAUGCAAGUGAUGCCUUUUUUAUUUCUUGUCUUUCUAAAGCCCCGAUACUUUAUCGUGGACCUGUGAGUGCCUGACAGGAAUGUCUAUUCUCCUACCACACGUUGCCUCCCAUUUUUCUUAUGAGUAUGCCUUUGGAUUGCAUGACCUAUACCAUCAGUCUUCCUUCCUGUGUCCUGUUCAAAGGACAAUUAACACAGGAAAGCUUAUUUUUCACAAGAUUUUCCAACCUUCAGCAAUAACUGAGAGCAAAAUAAACAAGCAAGGGUGAGCACAAAACAGGAGAGGAAUUCAGGACUUCCUUACAAUGUUUCAGUCCAUAGCUCUAUUUUCAUAGGCUUUUCUGUACCCAUAACCUUCUGACUAAUGACCCUCAACCUAAUAAUCAAUGCACCUUUCUGUAUACAAGUGUCUGAUUUCAAACAAUGGUGGUGGAUUUCUGUGGUCCAAAUACAUUGGUAUUUAUUUACCACUGAGACAGCUUUAAUGAUCAGGAAGAUAAGAGUUAAGGAAUAACCUCUUUGGAAUGUUCCAACAAAAAUGACAAAAGAGCCACCUAACACUGUUCAGGGUAUUGAGAGUUUUGUGAAAUUGCCUUAUCAUUUUUCUAACCCUAUU
Molecule: messenger RNA, 2261 nt
Organism: Arvicanthis niloticus (Nile rat)
Lineage: Eukaryota; Metazoa; Chordata; Mammalia; Rodentia; Muridae
Product: antiviral innate immune response effector IFIT1-like
Biological process (GO): defense response to virus
Cellular component (GO): cytosol
Molecular function (GO): RNA binding; protein binding
Source: RefSeq, a predicted model, not a curated record